AUGAUUGAUAAUCCAGACUGCACCAAGCUUCCGAAAAAGGUCAAUACCCUUUUGUUUAGAUUCACUCUGCAAUUGAUCUGCAGCAAACUCGUGGGUAGCUUCGAGCAGAAUUUUGUGGCACUGGUCCAUGACCUUAUCGCCUUCUGGUGGAAUCAGCUUGUCCAACCAUGCUGGCAAGAUACUAUGUCAAAGAAUACGGGAUCUCUUUUCAUGGAUGCUGGAAAAUAUGAUCUCCACCACUUCAAAGGAAUCCAAGUUCUUGCCUUUGACUAUCUGAGGAUCACAACCAAGAGCGAUGUUACUAGAAAUGUCCAGUGA
Molecule: messenger RNA, 318 nt
Organism: Penicillium argentinense
Lineage: Eukaryota; Fungi; Ascomycota; Eurotiomycetes; Eurotiales; Aspergillaceae
Exons: 1
Coding region: 1-318 (105 amino acids)
Source: RefSeq, a predicted model, not a curated record